CUUAAAAAGGAAGAAAGGAAAGGAAAAAAUACUUAAGGAAGAAAAGAAGAAAAACAAAAUCUGCAGCCCAAGGAUGAGGCAGUGAGUGGAAAGAACAAUUUAACUGGGAUCAACAAGUGGGAAUUUCUGCACUUUCCUUCCCAACCCUGCAAGCUUUACAGAAACUUGUUGCUGGAAAAAGAAAAACUUGAUCCCUGCUUUUUCCUUUGGACUUCUGCAUUUCACAAGGGAUUUUUUAGGAGGCAUUGGAGAUGCUCCCCAAGCUCAGCACAACUCUGGCUGUCUAUGUCCUUCAGGGGCUGCUCCUGAUGCACGGUCUAGUGGAGGAUGAAUUCUUUGAGAAACCAACGUUGAGCAUUGCAAAAAACCACAUUGUCCUCUUACCAGGAGACACCCUCAAAAUAAAAUGCAGGGGAGCACCAUCUGUGAGCUGGCUUCUGAGGGGGGACCAGAAGGAAGACCCUCGGGUGGACAUCAGUAAUUGUGGCAAUAACAGCACGAGGCAGAACUGCAGCAUGCUUGUCAUCAGGAAACUCAUAGCCAAUGACACAGGUUACUUCACCUGCAUCCAUGAUGAUGACCCAUCUAAUGAGGAUCUCAUGGCCAAGAUUUAUGUGUUUGUUAAAGACUACAGACAUCCAUUUGUGGAGAUUCACCCGGAACAUCCUGAAAUAAUCUACAUUUUAGAUGCUAAGAAAACAGUUGUUGUCCCUUGCCGAGUUACCUCACCAGAUAUCAGACCUAAGCUCAGCCAGUACCCUUAUUCAGUAGAGAUGAACUUCAAGUGGGACCCGAGAAGAGGAUUUGUCAUCCCCUCUCAUGCCUUUGUUUACUCUGGAGUACUCACAUGCACCGCCAACGUCAAUGGAACUGUGUUCACCUCCUAUUACCUAGCUCAGAGACUGGAGGGCAGAGUACAGAACCUGGCUCUGAAAGCAACUCCCAAAAAACUGCUGGUUGGAGAAACUCUCUAUCUGGAAUGCAGAGCAGAAACCUUCAUCAAUGGGCGCAUUGAGCUCAUCUGGACAUGUCCCAAUGGGAGGCACCCAUAUCCUAGAAGAACAAUAGACCAGAGUGGCAUGGUGUAUAAGGUUGGCAGUAGCCUGACAAUUGAAAAUGUCACCAUGCAAGAUGGAGGCCUGUACGUAUGCAAAACGUUCAAUGUAACAAGGUUGGAGGCCAACGUCACAGUGACAGUGUAUGACAAACCUUUCCUUAUGGUUUCACACAAGAAAGGGCCUUACUAUGAGAUUACAUCAGGCCACAAGUCACUGAAACUAGCUGCAAAGGUGGAUGCCUUUCCUCGUCCAAGUGUCACCUGGUACAAAGAUGGCAAAGUAAUCAUGGACAACCACACUUGUUAUGAGCCUGAUCCAACGAAGUACCGACUGGGCAUAAGAGACGUGAGACCAAAGCACGCUGGGAACUACACCAUCGUCUUGAGCAAUGCAAAGUAUGGCCUCUAUAAGAACCUGACCAUGCAGCUGGUAGUGACAGAGAGACCCAAAAUCUAUGAAAAGGAAACUGAUUUUGACAAGAUCGAGCGGGUGGAAUUAAGAAGCAAACACAAGAUCCAGUGCACCGUGAGUGGGAAUCCUGACCCCAAGGUUGAGUGGAAGUGGCAGCCCUGCAGCCUCACAGACACGCUAUGCAAACCCGAUGGGCAAAAAAUUGUGGUUCAGGAGAACAUGUUCAUAGGAAACAGGAUCAGAAGCAUCGAAAACAUAACUGUGAAGCAUGGAGAUAAAAGAAAGAUUGUGAGCACACUAACCAUGGAAAACAGCAGCACAUCAGGAAUCUAUUACUGUGUGGCUUCAAACAAAAUUGGUGAAGAGGAGAGGAGCAUUGAGUUCUAUGUCUCAGAUGUGCCGUUUGGGUUGCAAACAGACCCACGAGUCACAACCAUCGUGGGGAAUGAUGUUCAGCUGAUCUGCAGGGCCUCCAAGUACAUCUACAGCCACCUGGCCUGGUACUACCCCUCCUCAGAGAUGGCCCUCAGUGAUUCAGUGAUCAAGAAAACUGACAACUAUUCCAUUUCUUUGACACUGGUCAUGACUAAUGUCACCAAGGAACAGAGCGGCCUCUACAAGUGCAGAGCUCAGAACCAGCACAACAGCACCGACACACUCGAGCAGACCACCCAGCUCCAUGUCAGAGCAAAGGCAGCACCAUAUGUGAUACAAAACCUCACGGAUCUGGAGGUUAACAUCAGUGGCAAGAUCGUGCUGGAGUGCAAAGUCAAUGGAACCCCAGACCCUCAGAUCACGUGGAAGAAGAACGGCUACCCCAUUUCAGCAGCAUCAGGAAUUUCCAUGGAAAACAACACCCUGGUCAUCGAGCGAGUGAAAAAGGAUGAUGAAGGGCUCUAUGAAUGCAAGGCAUCCAAUGACAUGGGCCAAGACAGCACGUCAGCCUUCAUCAAAAUCCAAGGUUCUGAGGAGAAAUCCAACAUUGAAGUUAUCAUUCUGGUCUGCACUGGUCUAGCUGCUACCCUCUUCUGGCUUCUUCUGACCCUCUUCAUUCGGAAACUGAGAAAACCUGAUGCCACAGACAUUAAAACAGGAUACCUGUCAAUUAUCAUGGAUCCAGAGGAGAUGCCUCUUGAUGAGCAGUGCGACCGACUUCCUUACGACAGCAGCAAAUGGGAAUUCCCAAGAGACAGGCUGCGGCUGGGUAAAACACUGGGUCAUGGUGCUUUUGGGAAGGUGGUGGAGGCGUCUGCUUUUGGCAUUGAUAAAUCUUCAACCUGCAAAACAGUUGCCGUAAAAAUGCUUAAAGCAGAAUGUGCAACUACUAACGAAUGCAAGGCUUUGAUGUCCGAACUGAAGAUCCUCAUCCACAUAGGACAUCAUCUGAAUGUAGUUAACCUGCUGGGAGCCUGCACCAAAGCUGGAGGUCCUUUAAUGGUCAUAGUGGAAUACUGCAAAUAUGGCAACCUGUCCAACUACCUAAGAGGAAAACGAGGAGAUUUCAUUGCCUACAAGUCCCAGGAAAACUCAGACCAAGGAGAGAAAAGUCUGGAUGAGUCCAAUAGUGAUUUGACUGAACUGAUCAAGAGGCGCCUUGAGAGCGUAGCCAGCACAGGAAGUUCUGCCAGCUCUGGAUUUAUUGAAGACAAGAGUUACAGCGAUUCAGAAGAUGAUGAAGAAGAUGCUGAGGAUCUGUACAAGAGGCCUUUGACUUUGGAGGACCUGAUUUGCUACAGCUUCCAAGUGGCAAAAGGCAUGGAGUUUCUCGCCUCCCGAAAAUGCAUUCACCGGGAUUUGGCAGCAAGGAACAUCCUUCUUUCAGAGAACAACGUGGUUAAGAUCUGUGACUUCGGGCUAGCCAGGGAUAUUUAUAAGGACCCUGACUACGUACGGAAAGGAGAUGCAAGGCUUCCACUCAAAUGGAUGGCUCCAGAAGCUAUUUUUGACAAAAUUUACACAACCCAGAGUGACGUGUGGUCUUUUGGAGUGCUGCUAUGGGAAAUAUUUUCUCUAGGUGCCUCACCAUACCCCGGAGUGCAGAUAGAUGAGGACUUUUGCCGACGGCUCAAAGAAGGAACUCGGAUGAGAUCUCCAGAGUACUCUACUCCAGAAGUCUACCAGACAAUGCUGGACUGUUGGCAUGGAGUACCCACAGAGAGGCCCACAUUCACAGAGCUCGUGGAACGCUUAGGAGACCUUCUUCAAGCCAACGUGCAGCAGGAUGGGAAAGACUAUAUUCCACUGAAUAUCACCUUGUGUCCUGAUGGAGAAUCAAACUCCAAAACUUGCCCUGUAGAAGAAAACCUGAACAACUGUGUUAAUCGCUGGAGUGCAGUGGAAACUGGUAACAACAACAAGAAGCGACCACUGAGUGUGAAGACAUUUGAUGAGGUGCCAGUGGAAAAGCAGAAAGUGGUGCAUGAGGAGUCAGACAGCGGGAUGGUGCUGACCUCAGAGGAGAUCAAAAGCCCCAAGAGGCUGGAAAUCCGCUCCUGGCCUUACGGAAUCAUGGCUCUAGCGCGGAGAGCAGUGAGCAAGAGCAAAGAAUCCAUAUUGUCUGACCACGAGCGUGAGGCUGUCAAAUACCAGCCAGCAGUGCAGGUAGAAGAGGACACCCUGGACUUCACACUGGAAGACUCUGUUCUCCUUCCAAUGGAUCCAAAUCUGGAAUGCCACAGCCCACCUCCAGAUUACAACUCUGUCAUUCACUACUCAUCCCCUCCAGUGUAACCAGCCCAACCUGACACUGGGCAUCUUGCUCCUCUCAACCACACUAGAUUGACAUGCCUCCAUGCCUGGAUAAAGAGGCUAGGUGACAACAGAAGGGAAAUCUGACAGGAUGAUGGUUCAUAUGUUUCUUCUGGCACAUCUCUGAUGUGAAGAGAAACAUUUUAAGAGCAUCUUCUUUGCUGUCUCUAAAUGUCUAUUGCAGAAUUAAAGUUCUGCCUAUCAGAACCAUCAGUAGGAGCUGUAACCCUGAAAUGUUUCCACUCCUUCCUCCCCUAGCUGGGGCUGUUCAUUGGCACAUGCAGAAUUACAAGUUCUUUCUUGCACAUUUUACUCCAUAAGAGUCACCAAGAGUCAUGUCAAGCUAGCUGUGAAGCUGUGAAAACAGGAUUUAUUCUACUGGUCCUGCACACAUCCUGCAGGGAUCAUUUAGUAGGAUGCUGUAAGGGAUCAGGUGAAAACACCACAAAUGGUUUGAGUUUGGAAAUAUCCCAAACUGAAACAACAUUCCUAACAAGUAUUUUGAAAUUCAGAGUAUUUUAGUUACAAUUUGUGAUUGAAUCAUUUCCACUACCCAUAGAAUACCCUCCUGAAAAAAAAAAUUAUACGGCACAGGAAAAGGAGAUAGCACUCCUGUAAAAUUUUGGGCCAUCAGGGCAGUCAAUGUGGUUAAAUCUGUUUCCCUGUGUUUUCUCCUUGUUAAAACAGCAAUUUAUUUAGCACACGUGC
Messenger RNA from Indicator indicator, 4925 nucleotides. RefSeq names its product vascular endothelial growth factor receptor kdr-like. Bases 252 to 4199 code for a protein of 1315 amino acids. NCBI's taxonomy places the organism in Eukaryota, Metazoa, Chordata, Aves, Piciformes, Indicatoridae. The record is from RefSeq and is a predicted model, not a curated record. Gene Ontology annotation, biological process: positive regulation of kinase activity; protein phosphorylation; vascular endothelial growth factor receptor signaling pathway. The transcript has 30 exons. Gene Ontology annotation, cellular component: signaling receptor complex; plasma membrane. Gene Ontology annotation, molecular function: vascular endothelial growth factor receptor activity; ATP binding.